Molecule: messenger RNA, 1893 nt
Organism: Macadamia integrifolia
Lineage: Eukaryota; Viridiplantae; Streptophyta; Magnoliopsida; Proteales; Proteaceae
Product: beta-glucosidase 12-like
Exons: 15
Coding region: 321-1871 (516 amino acids)
Biological process (GO): carbohydrate metabolic process
Molecular function (GO): beta-glucosidase activity
Source: RefSeq, a predicted model, not a curated record
AUCCAUUGUUUUCUACUAAAGGUCUUGGGUUUAAGUCUUUUGGUUCACAUCUCCCCUUCCCCCAUAGAAUAGGAUAGAACUUCCAAAUCAUUGAUCACCCACUGCCUGUAAUUAAAGAACUUCCAAACCCAGAUCCUCCAGAUCGAAACCACUUCUGUCAGUGUGGGUACCAUAGAUAUAGGAUUGAACCAUUAAACUUUGUAUCAAACCCUUCUUGGGUACAUCAUCCUCUUCAUUGCCAAUGUAUCUAUAUCUACUUUCAAGGAUUGGAUGCUGCUUUCAAAUAAGUUUGGCCUUCUCAUGCAUCAACAUCAAAGUACAUGACUGAUCGAAGUCUGAGGACUGUUAUUACCAAUAACCAGAGGUCCGUGAUCAACCGUAGUAGUUUUCCGGCGGGUUUUGUGUUCGGAACUGGAUCAGCCUCUUACCAGUUUGAAGGAGCAGCAAGAGAAGGUGGUAAAGGCCCAAAUAUUUGGGACAAUUUCACUCAUACACAUCCAGAAAAGAUAAAGGAUCAUAGCAAUGCAGAUGUAGCCGUUGAUUCCUAUCAUCUUUUCAAGGUAGACGUACAAAAAAUCAAGGAAAUGGGGUUGGACGCCUACAGGUUCUCUAUCUCAUGGUCUAGAAUACUACCCCGUGGAAGGUUAAGUGGGGGAGUAAACAAAGAAGGCAUCAGUUAUUACAAUGACCUUAUCAAUGAGCUUAUAUGUAAUGGUAUACAACCCUUUAUAACACUCUUUCAUUGGGAUCUUCCACAAGCUCUCGAAGAUGAGUAUGGUGGUUUCUUAAGUCCACAAAUCAUCAAUGAUUUCCAAGAUUAUGCAGAGCUUUGCUACAAAGAAUUUGGUGAUCGUGUAAAGAAUUGGAUCACCUUGAACGAGCCAUGGACCUUCAGCAGAGCUGGUUAUGCUUUGGGCACCAAUGCACCAGGCCGCUGUUCUAAGUGGGUUAACAAAAAUUGCAGCGCAGGAAAUUCCGCAACGGAGCCAUACGUGGUGGCGCACCACCAAAUUCUUGCUCACGCCGCUGCCGUAAACGUAUACAGAGAGAAGUAUCAGGCAUCUCAAAAGGGCAAAAUUGGAAUAACACUGGUAUUACAUUGGAUGGUGCCAUUCUCUAAAUCCAAGUCCAAUAGAGAGGCAGCCCAGCGAUCAAUUGAUUUCAUGUAUGGAUGGUUUAUCCAUCCAUUAACCUAUGGGGACUAUCCCGAAAGCAUGAGGGUAUUUGUGGGAAAUCGGCUUCCAAAAUUCUCUAGAGAACAAACUCUACUGGUGAAGGGAUCAAUGGAUUUCCUUGGAUUAAAUUACUAUACUGCAAAUUAUGCAUCUAAUAUUCCUUUUUCCGUUCCCCUCAAUGUUAGCUACACAACUGACUCUCGAGUUAAUCUCACGACUGAAAGGAAUGGAAUUCCCAUUGGUCCAAGGGCUGCUACAGCUUGGCUCUAUGUAUACCCGAGAGGAAUACGAGAUUUGUUGCUUUACACAAAGAGAAGAUACAAGAAUCCAGUUAUUUACAUCACCGAAAAUGGAAUAUCUGAGUUUAAUAACAAUACAAUAUCUCUGAAGGAAGCCCUGAAGGACAAUAUGAGAAUAGACUACCAUUUUAGCCAUCUUUGGUUCCUUCAAAGAGCUAUCAAGGAGGGUGUAGAUGUCAGAGGGUACUUCGUGUGGUCAUUGUUGGAUAACUUCUCAUGGGCUGAUGGCUUUACCACCCGAUAUGGUCUUGACUAUGUAGAUUACAAAGAUGGACUGAAGAGAUACCCAAAACAGUCCGCCAUUUGGUUCAAGAACUUCCUUCAAAGCUAUAUUUUGGGGCUCCUUCAGUCAAAUGAGCUUCAGAUGGGUUGUAAAACUUUUCCUGAGUAUGUUUGAUUCUGGCUGUGCUUUGGUACAA